CGCACAAUUGGCCCAGCGUCAUUAAGGUUUGGCCAGGGUAGGCCGUCAUUGUAAAUAAGAAUUUGUUCUUAAAGGUUAAAUAAAAACUACAAAAUCUCCAAUAGUAGAGGAUGGAGUCCCACCAAUCGUGACGUCAGAGUCCGCGAGCUUCCACCCACUGUUCUACAGUCCCGGUUCAUCAUUUACAUAUCGCGGACGAUAGCGCACCAUCCAGGGUUAGCGCAGCCCGAACCGAGUCCCUGCAUCAGUCAUGGCGGCGCCGUUAGCCCACUUCGACGAAGACUGGCAGGAUUUCAAUGAAUUCAAGGCGGCCUCUGGGUCGCCGAACCGACUGGACCAGCUGAACUCGAACAUGGCUGACACGGGCCUGGUGGAAGAUUUCUCAGACCUCGACAGCUUCUCGGGGGACAUAUGCAGCUUCACAUCAAUGGAGGACCUUGUCCACGACUUCGAUGAGAAACUGACAGUUUGCUUUCGAAAUUACAACACCAAGACUGAAAACAUAGCCCCCAUUAAACCUAUCACAGAAGAUAAUUUCCUCAAAGACGACGAGGUGUGGAAUGCCCUGACAGAUAACUAUGGCAACGUGAUGCCAGUGGACUGGAAGACAUCUCACAUUCGCUCCCUGCAUCUCCCCACACUCAACCUCUGCAAGCAGGGGAAGCUGGACAACAUGCCUCUGGACCUGUCUGAUGAUGAGGAGCUGAGGGAACAGAUGGAUAUGCACUCCAUCAUUGUGUCCUGCAUCAAUGAUGAGCCGCUCUUCACUGCAGAGCAGGUGAUUGAGGAGAUUGAGGAGAUAAUGCAGGAGUCUCCAGACCCAGAGGAAGAUGAGAGCCCGUCCCAAACAGACCUGUCCAUGCUCUCCCAAGACCUCAGCAACCUCAAACGCUCCAGCUCCAACACCAGCUAUGAGGACCGCUUGCGUCUUCUUUCGUUCUCAGAGCUGAGCGAGGCCUUGGAGGAGGUGGAGACUGCCAUCAGGCGCUACAGUGAGGAGCUGAUCCAGGCCCUUGCCCUGAGAGACGAGCUGGACUUUGAGAAGGAGGUGAAGAACAGCUUCAUCUCGCUGCUCAUCGACGUGCAGAAUCGGCAGAAGGAGCACCGCGAGCUGCUCCGCAAGAAGAAGAAGAUCAGGCCCACAGGCAGCGCUCAGAGGGCCGACAGGACACAUGUCCCUGGGACGCUCUUCACUAUGGAAGGGCUGUCCACUGUCAUUCAGAACGGCCUCCGUCAAACUUUCGGCAUCACAGGAGGGGACAAACAGUAUCUGACCACAGUUAUCCCAUAUGAGAAGAACGCUGGCUCCCCCUCUGUGGAAGACCUUCAGAUCCUCACCAAGAUUCUGCAUGCCAUGAGGGAGGACAGUGAGAAGGUACCCAGCCUCCUAACAGACUACAUUCUCAAAGUGCUGUGUCCCACAUAGAGCCAGUGGAGGAGCCACCAGUUCUACAACACUGAACACUCCAGGCAUAAGCACCUUUUUUAUUUUAUUUUAGGUACUCAGCUUACUGUCCCUGACCUCCAGGGGGCCCCCAUUGAUUUUGUUAGUC
This is a messenger RNA of Coregonus clupeaformis (lake whitefish), 1553 nucleotides long. RefSeq names its product fasciculation and elongation protein zeta 2b (gene fez2b). The transcript has 9 exons. Bases 251 to 1426 code for a protein of 391 amino acids. Gene Ontology annotation, cellular component: cytoplasm; axon. The record is from RefSeq and is a predicted model, not a curated record. NCBI's taxonomy places the organism in Eukaryota, Metazoa, Chordata, Actinopteri, Salmoniformes, Salmonidae.